UUGUCGAUUGUCGAUGUAAAAAAAAACGGAUUUUUUAGGUUAGAGUUAAAAAGUACUCUGAAAAUAUUUAAUUUAAGCUUAAAACUCAAAUUAGUAAAAUAUCUUUCCAAUACAGUCCUAGUCCUUACCGAUUUUUAUUGAUUAACAAGAUGUUAUAUCUGGAUAACGUUUUGAAAUAAAUUAAAAUAUUUUAAUAGCUUUACAUGUAAACAAAUUACAUUGUUUAAAUAAAAGAAUACCUUUGAGAAUUUACAAUGCAGUGCAUUAAAUCAUUAAUUUCAAGUAUACGGCAGUACCAGGUGUCUCCUAUUCUUUAUAAGCGGGUAAUAUCUGUUGCAAAAUGGAAAACUCCUAUAAGAUUUUAUACUGCACAUGAUGACGACUCGGAAAUAAUUAAUGAAUUGUGCAAAGGUGAUUUAGAUUUAGAAAAAAAACUAAAAAUCUUAAUGUUGGAAGUGGAAGUAAUGCGUCAAGAUGGUCGUCCUGCACCAAGUUUACUGCAAAAACAUCACUGGGAACAUCUACUUACUCUUGCAAGCAGAAACCAAAGGUCCAGCUAUCUAUUAUAUCUAUGGAAAACAGAAAUUGCAAAACAAAAUGAAAAGGCAAAGAAAGAAGCAAGAAGAAAAGAGAUGGCAUUAAAAACUGACGAAGUAGUAGAGAAGGAGUUUCCAGAUGACCUUAUAUAUGGCAUCAAACAUCAAACUUUGUUUCUGCGAAUUCGUGAUCAGUCAAUUAACCAGUAUGAUAAUUAUAGGGCACUUCAAGCAAUGAUGUGGGGUCAACCAAUUGUUAUAGAUUGCUCUUAUGAACAGAACAUGGUUUGGCGCGAAGCUGUUAAUGCAGCCAAACAAAUGACCUUUGUAUUUGGUGAUAACAGAAUACAUAAAGAGCCAUUCAAUAUUCACAUGUGUAAUGUAGAUUUAGAGGGCCAUUUCAUGAAACAGUUACGUAAAAAUAUACCAUCAUUAGAAGAGCCAUGGUUUCCUCUAAAUAUUCACACUAAGAGUUAUUUAGAUAUUUUCCCGAAGCAAAAGCUGGUAUAUCUGACACCACACUGCAGGGAGGAACUGACAACAUUUGAUCAUGACACUGUUUAUAUUAUUGGAUGUAUGGUGGAUAAGAUAAACACAGAACCACUUUCACUAGCCAGAGCAAAACGAGAUGGAUUGAAGAUGGCGAAAUUACCCUUGGACAGGUACAUGGAGUGGGCGCCCGGCGCAACUAAAAGUUUGAACAUAAAUCACAUGGUCCCUAUUCUAUUGGAUUUAAAACUAUCAGGUGACUGGGAUCACGCGUUACGUCAUAUUCCAAGAAGAAAGCUCAUGGAAACAAAAAUAAUGGCCAUGCAAAAAAAGUUUAUGAACAGUCCCCUAGCCAAAGAAGAUACAUAUAAGAAAUUUAAUACAAUCAGAGACAAUAGAAUACAAGCAUUCAGGAAAAAGCGAGUGAAAUCCAAACAAUAUUUGUUUGAUGAUGAUAGUAUUUAAAUAAAAGUUCAAUUAUUA
Molecule: messenger RNA, 1508 nt
Organism: Papilio polytes (common Mormon)
Lineage: Eukaryota; Metazoa; Arthropoda; Insecta; Lepidoptera; Papilionidae
Gene: rswl
Product: mitochondrial ribonuclease P protein 1 homolog
Exons: 5
Coding region: 255-1490 (411 amino acids)
Biological process (GO): mitochondrial tRNA 5'-end processing; positive regulation of mitochondrial translation
Cellular component (GO): nucleoplasm; nucleus; mitochondrion
Molecular function (GO): tRNA binding
Source: RefSeq, a predicted model, not a curated record